CCGGCCUAGGGUUAGGCUCGGAGCGAUCGGAGCCCCGGUCUCGGAGGCCAAAUUCGUGUGGACUAGAGCUUAUCAUUUUCAUAUCUCAGGUAGGCGGCAGCAGGCGUGCGGCGAGCUGCAACGAAGCCGGAGGCGAUGGCUUGGCUGGGAGCCCCUCUUUCCCCGUCGUCGUCUUCGCAAGUCAUUGCCCGGACCCGGAGUACGGUGAUGCAAGCUUGGUCUGGUCUGAUCCACGGAGUCCCAGAGCUGAAUGCUCCAAUCAUCCAUCCAAUUCCAAUCCCAUCCACAAGUAGAACUCGGCGGCCGGGCAAGAAAAGGAAAGGGCAAGCAGACCUGACUUCUUUUCUUAUGGCUCGAAGUAACCACAGCCAUAUCCAGCUGCCAGAGAUGGAUCAUAUUCAACCCAUGAAUGUUCCACACAAUGAAUCCCUGCCUUUAGGUCAGAAGCUUCUAGUGCAUCAUCAAAAUGAUGCACCCCUUAGAAUUGGCCAUUCAAGUCAUGGGAAUGUGACAGUUAGAUCAAAUGACCUUCCAUCUUCAAGUCACCCUGUGCAAACUCUAGGUUAUAGAGUUGGGAACCCAGGAACCUCACAUGCUCCCUUUGUUCAUUGUCCUGCUGGAAGCUCCAGCAGCCAUUUAGCAGAGCCUGCUGUGAGUUAUCCACAUAGAUCUGAGGAAGGCUUUGCUCCAGUGAGCUCCCAUAUGGAGAACAGAAGGGCCGCAGUGAAACGAAAAAAUCCCAUCAUAAACCCUGUGGGGAUCAGUGCUAAUGGUUAUUAUGUUGGAAGCUCUUCCAAUACUCAGUUGUCUAACUCAGUGCAGCCAAAUCCUGCUCCACUUGCUGAGCCCUUUCUUCCUCAAAUGCCUUUAAGAAUUAGCCAAAGUGGUUGGAAUGGCCAACACUUAAUCCAUCAAGAAGGAUUUCAAAGGAAUGUCAGAGCACGACACAAUCAUAAUAUUUCACUGGAACCUGUACUGGCUCCAGCUCACACAGCAAACACCAUUCAUCUCCCGCCAUUUAGUUCAGCUGCAAGUGCUGUUUCCCUAGGUACAUCAGUGGAAAGGAACCAAGCAACUGUUUCUGCGCCAGCAAGAACUGUACCAUCAGGUGCUCCAGGACUCGCUAGCGGGGCUCUGGAGAGGACUUACUAUCCUGCUAUUGGAAGCAGCAACUCAAGUGUUGGUGCUGUCCCAACUGCCCCAUCAUCCGGCAGUGCAACAUUUGCUAAUGGUGGCUAUGCUCCUAGGACUGUUCAUGGUGGUGCUGUUCAUGUCUACUCUCAUCUAGCUCCUGCAACUUCCUCUGGCCCUAGAGCAAUGCCCGUUGAGACAGUCAUUCGGAGCUAUCCACCUGCUAUCUCUGCAGCUACAUCUACAUCCGUGCGAAUGCAACCAUUACCUGCCAGAUCUGCUGCAUCUUCUAGACAUGCAAGGCAUAUAUCUGUGGGGCAUGCUAGUAAUGGAAGGAAUAGAAGGGCUAGGAGUUCUUACUAUGGUUUUCAUCCUUUGAUGAUCGAGGCAGAGCGGUUUAUGAUGCUGGACCAAUUGGUCUUUUAUGAAUCAAGAGCAGCAGCUGCUGACCCCCACAGGGACAUGAGACUGGACAUUGACAACAUGAGUUACGAGGACCUGUUGGCUUUGGGAGAAUUUAUGGGUAAUGUCAACACAGGCUUGGCUGACGAAAAAAUUUCGACGUGUGUGAGAGAAGUGGUCUGCUGCAGCCCUGACCAAACGCAAAACGAUCAAGAUGACCAAGAUGACGGGAGCUGUGUCAUUUGCCUGGAGGAUUACAAAGACAAGGAUGUGCUGGGAACACUGAAAUGCAACCAUGACUUCCACGCAGAUUGCAUCAAGAAGUGGCUGCAGACGAAGAAUUCAUGCCCGGUGUGCAAAGCAGCCGCGGCUUAGGACACCAGUGGAGCACCAAUUGUGCUCCUCGAUCCAUUGAUUUUAGGCUCAGGUCAUAUUAUCCCAUUCUAUUCUUUUCCCCCUAGCAAUGUAAAUAAAUGCUAAGGUGAUGAAUCAAUUAUUCCAUGGGUUGCAGUAAGCCCAAAUUCUUUUGUUGUAGUGUAACAAUCAAGUAGUGUAACAAUCAAGUUAAAGUAAGUUAACCAUCAAGUGGUUACAUGCUCA
Panicum hallii is the source of this 2133-nucleotide messenger RNA. Its product is annotated as E3 ubiquitin-protein ligase MBR1-like. Bases 136 to 1908 code for a protein of 590 amino acids. The record is from RefSeq and is a predicted model, not a curated record. The transcript has 7 exons. NCBI's taxonomy places the organism in Eukaryota, Viridiplantae, Streptophyta, Magnoliopsida, Poales, Poaceae. Gene Ontology annotation, molecular function: ubiquitin protein ligase activity.